CAUGUGGGCGGGUGGUGGGGCUUCCUCCAUCUGCCAGUCUGGGAACCAUCAAACCUGGACCCUUAAUUACUGUCUGUUAAUGACUCUUCUGCUGGUGGAGCUGAAACCGCGGCGGGUACGCGCACAGGUGAGCCACUUCGGGGAGCGGGGCUCCUCCCCUCCAGCUAGGCGCUUGGACCCGGGUGCAGGGUCGCAGCUCGGGUGUGGGGGCGGACACCUUGGGUGCGGGUUCCCGGGAACUGCCGCUGCCGGCCUCUCUCCGUCUGGCUCAGGGCACAGGAUGAUGCGUCCCGGAACUGCGCACACCUUGCCCGCCCCAGGCGGGACUGAAGUCCUCUGGCCCAAGUAGAUCCGGAGUCCCGGCCGGGAGCCUCAGCGCACAACCAGCAUCUUAUGGAGAAGAGGUGUAGGGCAGCCUGGGGCCUUGAGCCUGAGAAGUACUGUGACCAGGGAGGGGACCCUGAAACUAAGUGGGCACCACCUCGCCUGGCUGCUUUCCAGUCGGGCGAUGCCACCUCCGGCUGGCUCCAGGCUGGCCCCUCCCUGCUGUGCUCCACUGCGGCGCAGGCGGGGGCGUGCCUGGAGCGAAUCGGGGUUACGUGGGAACGCUCGGACCUCGGGAGAGCUCCCCGAAAACUGUGAGUUCUCUAGGUGAAGACUAGGAGGAUUUGACGACAGGGCUGGGCCUGCCUUCUGGGGGGGGGGGGCAAUGCUGCUGGAGGCAGGUGAUUGGCUGCUCCUUCCGCCGCGCCCUCCCUUAGGGCCUUAGGCCAGGAGGACAAUAACCCCUUACAAUGCUCUGGUUGCGAUGGUGUGGGGUGACAGAGCUGGACAAAGGGAGCUUGUGUCGGCUCAGCUUCCUCCUCCAGCUUUAAGCUGCGUUGGGAAUGUAGGGAGUCAAGUCUCCCGGGGACUUGAGAACUUUGGAACACCCAGACCCGAGCGUUGUGGUGGGUUUCAAGAAGUCCUGUGUUUGGAGUGGAGGCUGCCUGGGCGGUGCUGGGGGCAGGGCUUUGCGGCUGCCGGGCAGCACUUCCUGCUAUAGAAAGAGCUUUGGGGUCAGAGGGCGGGCACGGGAAGUUCUCUGAGCCUCCCUGCCCCUUCCUCUUUUCUAAAAGAGUUGAAGCCUUAGGGGCUUCAGAGGCCUGAGAACAGACCUCUCCCAUUUUCCUGGGACUAGUGACAUCUAGGAAACCAGUGGGGAGCUGUGGCCUCACGCUUCCUUCCUGUUUUCUUUCCUUCCCCACAGCCCGUUAAGGGCGAGAAUGUUAUUUGGGGCCACUCAUUAAUUAACCAUUUGUUUAGCUGUGGAUGGGGGGCAGGCUGGGGAUUCCUGUAGUGUGUUUGUGCCUUAAGUAUGGGCCCCCAGGGAGUGGGUGCCAGGGAUUGAAAGAUGGUUUUGUCUCAACAGAUGGGCCGCGUGGGGUCCCAUUAGCUGCAUCUAGUCUCUGAGCUCUCUUAGGUCUGCAGACUGGCUGAGGGUGUACCACAGCCAUGGCUCAGCCACUGGCUUUAGUCCUCGAUGUCCCAGAGACCACAGGGGACGAAGACAGUCGGGAGCCCAGCCCCUAUGAAGAGAGUGAAGUCCAUGACUCCUUCCACCAGCUCAUUCAAGAGCAGAGUCUGCGGGUGGCCGAGGAGGGGCUGGAGCUGCUGCCCUUGGCUCCAGGCAGGGGUUACCAGACCCUCCCAAGGCCUGAGGGUGCCCCCACCCACAGCAUGGCCACUCUCCGCAUCUUGGCCAGCAUGCCCAGUCGUACCAUUGGUCGCAGCCGUGGGGCCAUCAUCUCCCAGUACUACAACCGAACAGUGAGGCUCCGGAACAGGAGCAGCCGGCCCCUGCUGGGGAAUGUGGUGCGCUCUGCCCGGCCCAGCCUUCGCCUGUAUGACCUAGAGCUGGACCACGCAAUCUUGGAGGACGAUGAGAAGCGGAGCCUGCUAGUGAAGGAGCUUCAGGGUCUGUCUGCGGCCCAGCGGGACCACAUGGUCCGGAACAUGCCCUUGAGCCUGGGUGAGAAGCGCUGGCUUCGAGAGAAAAGUUGGAGCCCAAAGGGAAAGCGGAGGGGUCAGCAGGGCCGAGGUGGGACCUUCUCCUGCUGCAGCAGGCUCAGAUACAGCUGCAUACUGGCUCUGCACAGCCUGGGGCUGGUACUGCUCUCAGGUCUGUAUGCUGCCAGGCCAUGGCGAUAUGCUCUGAAGCAGAUCGGCGGCCAGUUUGGCUCCAGUGUCCUCUCCUACUUCCUCUUCCUCAAGACCCUGUUGGCCUUCAACACACUGAUGUUGCUGCCUCUGCUGGCCUUCCUCGUGGGAGUACAAGCUGUCUUCCCACCUGACCCAUCAGGCCCAGUCCCUACCUUCUCUGGUCUAGAACUCCUCACAGGCGGGGGCUGGUUCACACACACCGUCAUGUACUAUGGCUACUACAGUAACGCCACGCUGAGCCAACCAUGCGCCUCCCCAUGGGAAAGUGGCCAGUGCAGCCCCAGGCUGGGCAGGCUGCCCUAUAACAUGCCACUGGCCUACCUCUUCACAGUGGGGGCUGUCUUCUUCAUGACCUGCAUCACCCUGGUAUACAGCAUGUCCCACUCCUUUGGGGAAAGCUACCGGGUUGGCAGUACUAAAGGCAUCCAUGCUCUUAUGGUCUUCUGCUCCUGGGACUACAAGGUGACUCAGAAGCGGGCCUCCCGCGUCCAACAGGACAGCAUCUGCACUCAGUUGAAGGAGCUGCUGGCUGAAUGGCAGCUGCAAAAGCACCCCCGGAGCACGUGUGGGCAGCUGUGGCAGGUUGUCAUGCUAGGUCUGGGAUGGUUGCUGUGUCUGGGCACCAUGAUGGGCUGUGCAGUGGCUGUCCUCACCUUCUCAGAGGUCAUGAUUCAGAGAUCUGCUGCUGGCGGCCAGGGGUUGGAGCUGCUGGCUCUGCCCCUGGUGGUCAGUGUCCUUAAUCUGGGUGCUUCCUACCUGUUCCGUGGUCUGGCCACUCUGGAGCGGCAUGACUCCCCUGUGUUGGAAGUAUACAUGGCCAUCUGCAGGAGUCUCAUCCUGAAGAUGGCUGUCCUGGGUGUGCUCUGCUAUCACUGGCUGGGCCACAGGGUGGCCACACUGCAGGGUCAGUGCUGGGAGGACUUUGUGGGCCAGGAGCUGUACCGCUUCCUGGUCGUGGAUUUCAUCUUCACACUCUUGGACUCUCUUUUUGGGGAGCUGGUAUGGAGGCUCAUCUCAGAGAAGAAGUUGAAAAGGAGGCAGAAGCCUGAGUUCGACAUUGCUCGGAAUGUUCUGGACCUGAUUUAUGGGCAGACACUGACCUGGCUGGGCGUCCUCUUCUCCCCCCUCCUGCCUGCAGUGCAGACGCUCAGGCUGCUUUUCCUUUUCUACGUGAAGAAGGCAAGCCUGAUGGCCAACUGCCAGGCACCUCGCCGACCCUGGCUGGCGUCACACAUGAGCACUGUCUUCCUCACCCUGCUCUGCUUCCCAUCGUUCCUGGGCGCGGCUGUUUUCCUCUGCUAUGCUGUCUGGCAAGUGAAGCCCUCAAGCAUCUGUGGCCCCUUCCGGACUCUAAACACCAUGUACGAGGCAGGCACGGUCUGGGUGCGUCGCCUGGAGCAUGCCAGCUCCGGGGCCUCCUGGCUGCCCUGGUUGUACCACUUCCUGGUGGAGAACACUUUCUUCCUUUUCCUCAUGUCAGCCCUGUUGUUGGCCGUCAUCUACCUCAACAUCCAGGUGGUGAAGGGGCAGCGGAAGGUCAUCUGCCUGCUCAAGGAGCAGAUCCGGAACGAGGGAGAGGACAAGAUCUUCCUGAUCAACAAGCUUCACUCUGUUUACGAGGGGGAGCAGAGCAGAACUCAGGAGGCUACCACUCCAACUGCCCUGCUUGUGGAUGGAGGGGAGAGAAAUGAACCUUGCACCCCCAGUCACCGAGACCCUUCAGGCAGAGACUUGGACCUGAGGUCCCCACGGGACACCACAGCAGAGUGACUUUUCUUUCCACAAAAUCCCCAAGGUGAUGGAGCAAGGAUGUGGGAUACUCCAAGGGACUGUCCUAUCUGGGACUCACUUACCCUGGGUUUUUACAUUUUUUAAAUUUAUUUUGAGAGGACAAGAUCUGUCUAUAUA
Molecule: messenger RNA, 4110 nt
Organism: Onychomys torridus (southern grasshopper mouse)
Lineage: Eukaryota; Metazoa; Chordata; Mammalia; Rodentia; Cricetidae
Gene: Tmc6
Product: transmembrane channel like 6
Exons: 19
Coding region: 1495-3972 (825 amino acids)
Cellular component (GO): plasma membrane
Molecular function (GO): mechanosensitive monoatomic ion channel activity
Source: RefSeq, a predicted model, not a curated record